Messenger RNA from Dendroctonus ponderosae (mountain pine beetle), 1430 nucleotides. It is a transcript of the gene dpp, whose product is annotated as derriere protein. Lineage: Eukaryota; Metazoa; Arthropoda; Insecta; Coleoptera; Curculionidae. Gene Ontology annotation, molecular function: cytokine activity; growth factor activity. Gene Ontology annotation, biological process: BMP signaling pathway; SMAD protein signal transduction. Gene Ontology annotation, cellular component: extracellular region. Bases 86 to 1264 code for a protein of 392 amino acids. The transcript has 5 exons. The record is from RefSeq and is a predicted model, not a curated record.
AGUACAAUUUAGAAAAAAUUGCUCCCAUUACACACUUUAAGCCAGUUGAAGUUAUUAAAUUGGCCUACAACUUUGCCUAGUAAAGAUGAACCGCAAGUUUUCAUGGGUGUUUUUGCCAAUUUUCCAGUUUCUCACCAUCGAAUCGCUAAACAAUUCGGGCAAGUCCUACUACUUUAAAGGAAUAGGAAAUAACGAGUUUAGUGUGCAUAAUCGAAUCCACUUUUUGAACCACAACAUUACUGAUUUGGAUGCUAACCCACAUCCGCCGCAAAAUAUUCAAAAUGUUAGAAAGGACACUAAAGAAAGUCCGAAGAAGAUUCAAUUGAAACAAUUUUUCUUGGACGACGAGUGGAACUAUGUACCGAAGCAAACCAACAAAACAAACAUUCCAGUUUUCAUUAAAAAAUUCUACGAGCAAAGACUAAAAGAACCGAAUAACACAGACACUGUGAGAAUCUUGUUUAAUUUGCACAGAAAUUCUUCGAACACAAUUAUCAAAUUCGAUUUAAGCAGCCUGAAAAUCGAAAAUGAAAACGUUACGGAUGCCGAGAUGUAUUUCUACUGGCCCCUGGAAAACACUUCAAGUAUUUACAAAACUUCUGUUGUACUGCGAUUGUAUCAGUUUGAAAGCCAGUUUAGCAAUGACCUGAACGAAUCGAUUUUAGUGGAAAAUCCUGACGUUCACAAACUGUUCAAUGUGAUUUACAUCUCCAAGGCCCAAAAGGGCUGGCAGACUUUCAAAAUUAAGAAACCGAUUGAAAACUGGAUUAGUGGCGAAGACAACUUAGGACUGUUGCUCACCAUCUCCAGCUAUGACGACAACAAGCUUAUCUCCAUAUUUAACGAUACGAACGAGGGUGUUUUUAAAACGUUUGCUGUCCUAAACAUUCGCAGGAAUCAAACACUCAGUCCAAGCACAACUAACCACAGAGCUGCUAACCAAACAGCGCCAGUGAAGAGCAACACAGCCUGUUCAAAAAAGCCCUGGAAAUUGGAUUUUCAACAAUUGCAGUGGGAUUCGUUUAUUUUGUAUCCGGAAAAUGGAUUUAUGGCCUAUCAGUGCUCGGGAAGAUGUCACUUGGAGGAUAAUCGCAAACAGAACAAUCACGCUAAGUUGAAGCAGUUUGUCAAUGGAGUGCGAGAAAAGGUUUGUUGCGUUCCAAAUGAGUACAGCUCGCUUCCCAUUAUGUAUCUGGAUCGUUCUGGAAAUGUGGUUUUGAAGAGCUACGAUCAGGUAGUCGUUGAGAGUUGUGGAUGUAGAUAAUAUUGUUUUAAGACACUUUGAAACAGGUAUUUUUUGUCAGUACUUUGGAAACCAAGAGCUAUUUUAAUGUGUUUCGUAUCGUUUCGAUUUGCUUGUUGUAUACUUUUAUAGUUUUUUAUGUAUGAUAUAUUUUACAUAAUUUGAUAUUAAACAGGUUCUUUAUAAA